Erythranthe guttata (spotted monkey flower) is the source of this 2019-nucleotide messenger RNA. RefSeq names its product Pentatricopeptide repeat (PPR-like) superfamily protein. NCBI's taxonomy places the organism in Eukaryota, Viridiplantae, Streptophyta, Magnoliopsida, Lamiales, Phrymaceae. Gene Ontology annotation, molecular function: protein binding; RNA binding. The record is from RefSeq and is a predicted model, not a curated record. Gene Ontology annotation, biological process: RNA modification.
AGAAGGCCUAAAAUUCGAAAAGUUUAUUUCAUUUCGGAAUUACUGACGAUUGAUGAAGCUCUUCUUGAAACGCCAUUACACACAACUCUCUCAGCCGCACUACACACAACACUCUCUCAACUCCAAACAAUCUGAACUCAUCCAGCUCUGCAGAGCAGGCUCCGUCUCCGACGCAGUUACUCUUCUCUGUUCCAUAAACGCCAUAACCACCGACGAAGAACAAAAUGUGGUUUCAAAACCAGUCAUAUAUGCAACCGUGGUGCACGCCUGCACCAGAUCACUUCACUUCACCGCCGGCCUCCAGCUCCACUCCCACCUCGUUAAGUCCGGCCUCGAAACCGAUCGUUUCGUGGGCAACAGCCUCUUAUCCUUCUACUUCAAACUGGGUUCCGAUUUUAACGACACUCGGAGAUUCUUCGACGGGUUGCCUUAUAAGGAUGUCGUUUCUUGGAGCUCCAUGAUUUCCGGGUACAUUCGCGCCGGAAAACCCCGUAAUGCGAUCGGAUUGUAUCUCGAGAUGUUGAGCAUUGGGAUUGAACCCAAUGCUUUUACUUUGUCUGCCGUGAUCAAAGCGUGCUCGGAUAUUAGAGAGUUGCAGUUCGGGAAAUGCUUACAUGGGGUUGUGGUUAGGUGUGGAUUUGAGUGUAAUGAGGUGAUUGCGGCUGCUCUGAUUGAUAUGUAUGGGAGGAGUUGCAGGUCGGGUGAUUGUCGCAAGGUGUUCGAUGAAAUGCCUGAACCAGAUGCUGUCUGCUGCACCUCGGUGAUUUCUGCGUUCACGAGGUGCGAUUUGUAUCGUGAGGCUCUGGGGGUGUUCUAUUUGAUGUUUAGGAAAUACGGGUUUAUGCCGGAUUGGUUUACUUUCGGGAGUGCCUUGACGGCUUUAGGAAAUUUGGAAAGAUUGCGGCAAGGAAAAGAAGUUCAUGCACAGGUAAUUACCGGUGGGUUUCACGGGAACGUGUUUGUCGAUAGUAGUUUGGUCGAUAUGUAUGCCAAGUGUGGGGUAGUUGAAGAGUCGCAACGUGUUUUCGACAGAAUGGAGAAAAAGAAUACGGUUUCAUGGUCCUCUUUGCUUGGGGGUUACUGCCGAAAGGGUGAGUUCGAAGUGGUGAUCGAGAUCUUCAGAGUUAUGGAAAAGGACCUUUACAGCUUCGGGACUGUUUUACGUGCAUGUGCUGGUUUGGCAAACGAUAAACUCGGAAAAGAGAUACACUGCCAGUACUUGAAGAGAGGUAGCUGGAGAGAUAUCGUGGUUGAAUCGGCUUUGGUUGAUUUAUACGCCAAAUGCGGCUGCAUUGAUUUCGCUCACAGGAUUUUCUUGAAGAUGUCUGUUAAAAAUUUGAUUACUUGGAACUCAAUGAUCGGUGGAUUUGCCCAGAACGGGAGAGGCGAAGAAGCUGUCAGGAUUUUCGAUCAGAUGAUUCGAGAAAGAAUUAAACCAGAUUACAUAAGUUUCAUCGAAGUUCUGUUUGCUUGCAGCCAUAGUGGUUUGGUCGACCAAGGGAAGAAAUACUUUGUCGCAAUGUGUGAGGAUUACGGAUUAAAAGCCGGAAUCGAGCACUAUAGUUGUAUGGUCGAUCUUUUAGGCAGGGCAGGCAAAAUCGAAGAAGCAGAGGAUUUGAUUAUUAAUGCCGAAGAAUUCAAAAGUAAUCCAUCCCUUUGGGCAGCUCUUCUCGGUGCUUGUGCUACCACGACCAAUCCUACAGUUGCGGAACGGAUAGCUAAGAAAACGAUAGAAUUGAAACCCGAUUAUCACUUAAGUUAUGUACUUUUAGCUAAUGUGUAUAGAUCGGUCGGGCGGUGGAAAGAUUCUCAGACGGUGUGGAAGCAAAUGCAGACGAGAGGUGUUAAAAAAAUACCCGGAAAGAGCUGGAUUGAUAAAACCAGCUUCAAUCCAUUGGUUUGUUCGAGUUUUCCAGAGUACGUAUGAAUGGUGAGAAAAUAAUUUACCGAGCUGGUAUUACGCCUUGUUGUCUUGUCGGUGUUCGGAUUCCAUGGAUAUUUUUACUAGACUUAAGCAUU